Molecule: messenger RNA, 2160 nt
Organism: Orbilia oligospora ATCC 24927
Lineage: Eukaryota; Fungi; Ascomycota; Orbiliomycetes; Orbiliales; Orbiliaceae
Exons: 2
Coding region: 1-2160 (719 amino acids)
Source: RefSeq, a predicted model, not a curated record
AUGGCCUUCUUGGGUUCCCCUCCGCAGACCUACUGGCCAUCCCAGUUUGUCACCGAUCCUGCUUUCGAUCCGGAACUAGUAACUGACCCUUCCGCCAUACACGACUCCCAGCAAACUUCCUUAGCUCACGCCAUCCAACCUACCGACAAUGCUCACCAUAUCCUCGAUCCUGCUCUCUCCGACGAGAUGCCCCCCCAGGGUCAUACUCCGAUCAUCUUCCACCAAACAUCCCCCCAUUCCUACGCUCCUCCUCCUCCGUUUGAGACCGGUCUACCUCCUCCACCUCCCGAUCAACUAUACUCGCCCGGUCGCAUGAGACCUCCAUCCGCCAAGGAGAUGCAAAGCCAACAUAGCGGCGAAGUAGUCAUGGAUGACGGUCACGGAGCUGCCUACAUCGCGCCGGCUCAACAUCCAUUCCUAGGAAACGGCAUGCACCAUCCCGAUAUGCACCAACCUUUAGGACAACCCCCACAGAUCAAAUUCAGAGCUACUCCCAAUAACCCUUCGGGCGGUGGAGGCCACGGUCGGCGUCCCAAGAUGACAAAGGAAGAACAGAUGGCCAGACGGAGGCUGAGAACCGACACUGACGAGUAUCGUACCCAAGAACGCGAACGAAUGAGACGGCGACGUGCACGAGAGAAAGAAGAACGGGAGAGACAGAAGAGGGAACAGGAGGAACAAUUACGGGCUGAGGGUAAGGAAAGCUGGAUCGCUCCCGCUACCACCACUACACCGAAGCGAAAGACCGUCAAGAUGGUGAAGAAGAAGGCACCUGUUGCGGCGAAUAGCGGACUGGAUGCCACGAUUGAAGAAGACGAUUCACGAGAAGCGAAACGACAGGCCAAGGUUGAUAAUAGGGCAAUUUCUCACGAAGACGAAGAUGAAGACGAAGACGCUCUGGAAGCUAUGGAGGAUGAAGGAGAUGAAGAUGAUGAAGAUGAUGAUGAAGAAGGGGCCUUCCAGGAGCCGAAAGGGGAUGGUGAUGAUACUCUUGGGGAACAAACACUGACGGAAGAGCAAAUCGAAGAAGCUGCUGCCGCCGCUGCCGCCGAUCAUCAAGACGAAGAGGCCGGAGAUGAUGCCGCCGCCGCCGCCGUUGAGGGAGCUGUAGGGGACGAAGAUCCUGCCGAUAAGAAUGAGACGGGGAUCCGAACUUCAGCUCGACGAGCUGCUCUAUCCAAGACAACCGGAACACCAACUUCGAACCGAGCUGCCCGAGCUGGUUCUACCAAGGCCACAUCCGCUAAAGCUACAGCUCGUCCAGCGCGAGGUCGUGCGGCGGAACCGGAGAAGGUUAUUCAAGAGGUCACCACUACUAGGUCCGGAAGAACUACACGUAGCGCUCUAAGUACUCCGAAGACUGUGGAGAAGAAAGAUUCUCCGACCCCUCAGGCGGCACCGGCGGCACCCGUCCCGCUCAAGAUCACCACGCGAAAGCAAACAGUAACUACUCCGGCGAGUCCGUCGUCGCCAGCGAUCAGCAAAACUCGUGUUUCGCUGAAAUCUCUCUCGACUACUACUUCGGCACCCGUCCCGCCCCCUACCGACGCCAAGUCGCCGAGUUCGAUUCGCCCACCGAGUGACUCUAAAUCCGCGGUUGCUCCGGUCGUGAUGUUAUUUGGUUACCCCGCCGGUGUUAACCCGCCUUGUGAGGUAUCCUCGGUCUCUGUCACUGUGGAAAGCACUAAGACCGGUAAAAUAUGUAUGAUGACUGCCGGUGAUAUGCGACGACCUGCAACGCCGCCUGUGGAGGGUGAAGAAGGUGGUGAUGUUGCAGUUGUUGCAGUUGUCGGUGGGAGUGGUGAUGAUGAUGAUGACGACGGUGGUGAAAAGAUGGAAAUAGAUGAGAUCAAAGAAGUGGAGAGUACUAGUAAGGAGGAGACUGAAGAAAAGCCUGCAAUGGAAUUGGAUGCUAACGGCGAAUCACGAAAGUCGAGUUCUCCGGAUAAUGCUACGAACGGGAGGUUUAGCUGGGACUUGGUGGUUCAAAUGUUGAAGGCCGAUAUUGCGUUCGAUCCGUCGAAGGACGAGCUUGUUGGAUUUCAUCAUAAGGACCCGUUGUUGCUAAGCUGUGACCGACAUCUUAAUACGGCAAUGGUCAUGGCAGCUAAGGAAGGGGUUAGGAUGCCGAAGUGGUACGUUUAUGAGAAGCAACAGUGA